Parastagonospora nodorum SN15 is the source of this 834-nucleotide messenger RNA. RefSeq lists its product as hypothetical. The transcript has a single exon. Gene Ontology annotation, biological process: proteolysis. The record is from RefSeq and is a predicted model, not a curated record. Gene Ontology annotation, molecular function: glutamic-type endopeptidase activity. Lineage: Eukaryota; Fungi; Ascomycota; Dothideomycetes; Pleosporales; Phaeosphaeriaceae. The coding region runs from base 1 to 834 and encodes 277 amino acids.
AUGAAGUUCUCUGCCGCUCUUAUCACAGCAUCCCUUGCCGGCUCAGUGCUUGCUCGUCCGUCUUCGCUCGGAGACCGUGUCAGCCCUCGUGCAAAUGGCAGUCGUCAUCGCAAGAGCCAUCCUGCCGAAAAACUUGGAACCAGUGUUUCUCUCGAGUCCACCGGAGGCAACACCGGACACAAAGUCGAAUACAGCACCACCUGGUCCGGCGCUUCUCUCCAGUCCCCUUCCCAGGGCUACUUCAAAGCCGUCACUGGCCGCUUUACCGUUCCCUUGCCCAAGCACGUCGGCUCCAACGGUACUGAGUAUUCCUCAGCCUGGGUCGGCAUUGACGGUGACACUUGUGAGACCGGUCUCCUCCAGGCCGGUGUCGAUAUCGCCGUGGCCGAUUCUGGCGAAGUUUCCUACGAUGCCUGGUACGAGUGGUACCCCGACCAGUCCUACACCUUCACCGACUUCGCCGUUAGCGCAGGCAACGUAAUCCAAGUCGACAUCACGGCUAUCUCGACGACCAAGGGCAAGGUGAAGAUCACCAACAUCAGCACCGGCAAGCAUGUUAGCCAAACUCUCAGUGCGCCCAAGGGCUCUGUCCUUUGCCGUCUCAACGCCGAGUGGAUCGUGGAGGACUUUGAUGUCGACGACAUAGUGCUUCCGAUGAGUAACUUUGGCACUGUUGCGUUCACUGACACUUGUGCUACGCUUAGCACUGGUGGCACAGAGGAGCUUGGUCGCGCUUUGUUAUACAAUAUCAAGCAAGGCAACACUGUGUACACUGAUACUACUAUCAACGGUGCUAAUAAGUUUACUGUCAAGUACACUCAAAAGAAGAAGUAA